AUGCGAGUGUCAAGCAUCUUCCUGGCUUGCGCUGUCGGCGUGUCUGCCGAGUUGCAAAAGAGCGAUGCCGAGGCCGCUCUUGAGCAGGCAUACUCUGGGUUGAUUUCGUCCUUCAACACGGAGGACUAUGCUACCCAAGCACAGGCGAUCUCUUUUUUAGCCCGCUCUCCGGCUUUCCAGGCUAAAAUGGCUGCCAUGCCUCAGUGCGAUUUUGGUGCGGCUGAAGGCGCUGCUGCGAAGAAAGGCGUGUCUGCGUACCCAGGUGGCAUCGUCGCCCGUUUGUUUGGCUCAGAUCUCAGCUCCUUGGUCGCCAAGAUGGCCCCGCAGGGUCGCGGUGCCGCGGAGGUCUUGGCCGCCAACGGCCUGGCCACUGGCGCAGGCCUCGUUCAAAGCGCUAUGUCAGCCCUGCUCAACGUUGCUCCUCCGCUCAUUGGUGCACCGGUGUGGAUCAAUCAGCCGCUUCCAUGCAUGCCUUUGGCAACGGCCUCGAACUGUGGAGGAAGCGUUCUGUACCCGAUCACUGCCAGCGACUUCGCUAUGGCAGAUGUUACGGAUAGACAGUUGGAUGGUACCAUUGCUGACUUUCCUCGCUUUUACCGCAGCACUGUCGGUAAGACCAGCGACGCUGCCUACAAGGCCUGCUUUGCAGCUUACAUGGGAAUGCAGUGCGCUUCCGUCUUCCCGCGUUGCGCAGUGCCGAUGGCACGCGAAGAGCCAAGUCCAAUGGGAAGACUGCCAUUGUGCUUCACCAGCUGCUUGCUGACGAUGACGGCGUGCCCAGGAAUGUGGAUUUCGGAUAUGAAGGACGAAUGCAGCAUGGUCAGCGCUCCGCCGGCGUGCUCCAUGGCAAUUUUUCACAACUUCCAGUUGCUCCCGCCGCAGUACGAGUCCUUCGAGGAAACGAUCGGUGCCCCGACCGAGUGCCCUCAAAUGCCGGCCGUUGCGUCUCAGUUGGGUCUUGGAGCAGACAGUGACGUGUACACGCUUGGUGGUGCCUCCUCUGGUGCUUACAGCAGUGGAGGAGCUUUGCCGCAUGCAUAA
Messenger RNA from Amoebophrya sp. A25, 1041 nucleotides. NCBI's taxonomy places the organism in Eukaryota, Dinophyceae, Syndiniales, Amoebophryaceae. The record is from the annotation of a GenBank genome assembly.